AUGACUGGUCGAAGAAAUGUUCGAAAACGAUUUUCGACGGAUGUUAGCUCGACGGGAUUCGGUCCUACGCUAUUUCGAACUCAAACUUUUUAUCAGAAUAUUGCGACGCCGAGUUUUGCGAUUUAUGCGAGUGAUAGGAGGAAAAGUGAGUUUGAGUUGGUUGAAAACCUGAAGUGAAGGUCUGAAAAUUUUGGAACCACAAAACAGCUUGGCUAGGAUUGUGAUUCGCAGGAGCCAAUUUUUUGGGGGGUCAAAAUUGGUCUAGACACUUCUAGUCCCGAAAUGUUCCAGGAAAUCUCGAAAGCUUUUCGUCUCCUGAUUUUUUCCCAACAUUCUUGGCUGAAAAUUUCUUUGAAGCACCUGAACUUUUUUCCUUUGAAAACUAUUUCGACACUUUUGGGUUAUGAAACUCUAGGGUUAUGACUGUAUGCUCUCGCUUUCCGUUUUUUUUCUUCAAAAAAGGGUGUUUGAUAUGAUUCAAGUACCUCCUGUGUUUUGUUUGUUUACAGAUAUUUGAUUUGAAAAGUGACUAAUUCGCUUUUUGUUCUUCUUCCUUCUUCUUAACAUUCUUCUGUCCCCUGAGAAACCACCAAAUUUGAUAUUAUUUAAUUUCCUCUGCACUAUUUUUCUCUCUCUCUUUCAAUUUCCUAGAAAAAACCUUGUUUAUGCUUUUUUUACUCUCAUCUAAAUAGAAUACAAAUUAAUACCACCACGCACAUUGAUUUUGUGUGUUUUUUCAUCUUCCGCCAAAAUUUCCCCGACUGCUGUCAUAAUAAUAUCCACAAAAAAUGUGCCGACUGACCCAUUAAUAUUUUUCUCGCUCGCCGGGAGCUUUUUUGUGUUGUUGCUGUUGUUUCGGGGCUCAUUUGUGCUCACCUCAUAACUUUUGAACCAAUGUGUUUUUUCCUCCGCUCUUUUUGUUGUGUUCGGGGUUUUUCGUAUUCUCAAAAGAUUUUGAACAAAAAUUCGAAAUUUUUGGUUUUUUUUUUAAAUUUUCUUCCAACCUAGCUUCAUACUCAAUGUUCAUCGUCACAAGACCUGAUUAGUAAAUGUGCUGUACCCUUUAAGUAAAAAUAUAUUUUUGAAUUGGUUUCGGCGCGAUUGAUACUGUAGCCUGAAGGCGCAUAAAUUUUUUAACGCUGGGGGAGGGGGUACAAAAUUUAUGACAAAUUCCCCUCGGGGGAAUCCCCCGGAGCAAAAAUCAGUGAUCCUUCAAGCUACAGUAUCAAUCGCGCCGAGACCAAUUCCGAAAUAAAGUCGAAUUUAAAGGCGCAGCAAAUUUACUGGUAUGGUCUCGUGACGAUGUAUGAAAUUGUACGUGAAAUUUUGGUACCACGUCUAUGUAUUCGGCUCCUUGGGCCCGGGCUUCGUCUAGAUCCUAUUUUCAAAAAAAUCUGGAAUUCCAGAAUCUGACUUAUUUGCAUAGAUAAAGCUAUCUCCCCCUUGCCCAUAAUUGUUUUUCAUUAUAAUUUGAUACGUUGAACAAGCCAAUUAGUGCAUUAGCAGUAAAUAAAUUGUUUUCGUAUUCAGAGGAACUUGAGAGGAGAUUGGAAUUCGCCUUGUAUUUUUUCAUUUCUCUCAAAAUACUUUUUUUUAUUCAAACCAAAGUUCCUCCAUCAAUUUUUUGAUCCAAAAAUACUUACACAUGAUCAGAUUAGGGCAGAAAUAUGGAAAUUUCUUUCAUUCUUUUUUUUUGACAAAAAAUAACAAACACACUGAAAAACAUAAUAAAUAGACUAAAAUAAACACUUUUGGCUGUUUUUUCCUUUACGAUUUUUUUUCUUCUAGACUAUUAGAUAGUAGUUUUAUGACCCUUUUCUCAUUUCAAAAAUGAUUUUUUUUGUUUCCUCAACUCUUUCGGAUGUUCGUGCUUUUUCCAACAAAAAUCUAAUAAUCGUUGUUUUCGUCCAUUUUUUCUGUUAAAGUACAGCCAAAAGAAGCCUCUAUAUAUUUUGUUUUUCUUUUUUUUUGCUUAAAACUUUGUCAUACAUUUUUGAGUUUGCGAAAGUGUGAAAAUAUCUGAUCUGCUCUUCUCGUGUCUUUUUGUUUUUGUUUUUAUCACCCCGUGGGUCGAGAGAAUGACCUUUUUCAAGAGGAUUGGCGGCUAAUUUUAGAUUUUUUUUUCUGUUUUCUCGAAAAAAUAUCCUGGAAAAUUUGGCCUACCAAAAAAAUUUUGUUCAGUAAUUUUUGGUAUACCACUUUUACGAAUAUAUCCAAAAAUUCAGUAGUAAGGAUUUUUUCUCGAAGCAUAGUUUUUUCGUGACACUUUCGGACUUUUGAGGUAAAAAUCCUCAAAUCUCUACUGUAGGCCUUGGUUUUCUAGGCCAUUUCGGUUCUCUUCCAAGGUUCUUAUUUUUCGGUAUAACCCUCCCCCUUUGAAAAUUUGUAUUUCGAAUUAUCUACGUCACAGGAAUAUAUUAUACUUCAUGAAUGAAUGAACUAUCUAAAAGGGGUUCAAAAUUUCUACCGGACAAAAAAAUUAACAUAGAAAUUGUGUUCUUCAUUUCGUCAUUUUUUGUCUCUACUCGUGAUUUUGAUCUUUUUGUUUUGUUCGAAUUGUUUUCAUUUUCUUCGCUCUCAUAUUUCGACUUGUUACAGUCAGUCGUCCUGAAAUUGGUCACAUAGAAUGACUGUUGUCCCUCGUUGACAAUACGAAAUAGAAAAAACAAUAAUUGUUUGUUAUUCUCUUGAAAAACUAAAAAGCGAGAGAAGAAAGAAGGAAGGCGAUUAUCAUGGGGUUGAACGAAAAAUGGACAAAAAUACUGGAGAGAAGACGACAAAGUUGUGCGGUUGUUGUAGCAUCGACACAGAAUGCAAAUUCGAUGAUUGUUGGAGGUGGAGUGAGGGAAAUUGGAGGCGGAGGAGGAUCGUGUGCAACACUGUCUGUUGUAUCAUCAUCUAGUUCCUCAACAAAUACUCAUCGAAGAGUUUCGUUUCCGAGUUUUUCAACAAUGCCGAUUGGAUCGUCUGCUGAUGAUGUGUCGAUUUCACCAACUAGACCGAAAUCAUCGGAUAUAUCGAGUUGGUUUACCAAAAAGAUCAAUGAGAUUAUUGCGACUGGUGAGAAUAUGAAAGUGACGUCGAUUCUAACAAGAACGCUAUCGAAAGCAACUGCAAGACGUAAACGUAGAAGUACAACACAAUCCACAAAUUCAUUUCCGAUUAUUGUCAUUGAGAAACCGCGAUUCUAUUCGGAAUCGAAUUUAUCGACAACAUCAAGUUCACUUGAUACCGCAUAUCAUCAAGAAUGUCGAAUGAUAAUUGAUAAAUAUGGAUUAUUUGUGGAUAUAACGGAUGAAGAAGUGUUGCAAAGAAUUGUUGAAGGUGUACAACAACAGGAUGAAUUUGGGGUUUUGCCGCAAAGUUUGAUUUGGGGUCCAAUUGAUUUUAUCGAUUCGGAAGGGACAGGUAUCAUUGUUGGAAUGCACGGGGACAUUCUGAAUUCGUUUUUGUUUAAAAAAUUUUAUUUUCAAACUUGGGAUCGGCGUUUUGAAGUCUAAAAUUUAUUUUUCGAAUCAUAAAACACACUUGGAAACAAAAACCAUGAAAAAUUCGAAAUUUUCGACCCAAAAUCAUCUAUAAAUCCUUCCAAAACAGGUUCUGAAACUUAUCGGCUUUCAGAAUUCGCGUAAAUAAUUUUCCCCACAAAUUUUUAUAGCCAAAAUUUCCUCCGUGUAUUUUUAACAAAAAAAAACACUAUAGCCUAUGUCAGUUCAAAAAAUUUGUAUAAAAUAUGCAAAUCUGUGAACUUUGAAUUAUAGAUCAAUAUUUUUUUGUUGAAACUAUCAGUGAACUAAAAAGUUUCGAUUCCACCGACAAAAAAAAGAAAAGGGAAUGAUAGAAAAUCAAUAACAAACCCAAUAGUUUAACAUUUUUUUCAGGUCUUCCUGAUCACAUUUCUCGAAUGGUAUCACCGAAUGAAGAUCCGGCAUUUGUUGAUAUUCCGAGUAGUAGUUCAGUGCAAUCGCAAUUGUGAGUUUAUUUUUGAAAUUUCGAAAAAUUUGAUCCUAAAAAGAUAUUUUUAGGGAUCGCCUGUGGGGAAAGUAUGAUCUUUUCGCAAAAGAGGAAUAUCAAUCUUGGCAUGAAAAAUAUCGACAUAAUACGUUGAGUCAGAAACAGGUCAAAAAACAGGAUGCGAUUUAUGGUUGGUUUUUAAAUCGAGCGCUCCUGGCGCGAAUGUAGACCGCAAGCUUCCGCGUAGCGGCACAAUCUUCCGCGAAGCGGCUAGGUCUAGGUAUCAUUCUCAGGCAGGGGCUGCCUUUCGAGCGCCCCAAGCGCGAGUGUAAACCGCAAGUUUCCGCAACUUGCUUUACUUUAAUAUUUUUGUGGUCCCACCCUUCCUUAAAGUAAAAUCCCACCCAAAAUUCCAAAAUUUCAGAGCUCUAUUUGAUGGAAAAACGACAUUGUGCAAAUAUCGCAUUUUUGUUGCAAGGAUAUCGAAGAAGAAUGCUUGAAGAUAAUAUUGUUUCGAAACAUGAUAUGGAUAUUUUGAUCCCGGAUGUUUUAGAUUCUCUCCUCAUCUUCCAUUUAAAUGUUCUUGAAAAAAUUACUGAAAGAAUAUCGCAAAAUCAUGAGGUUUCAACGAUUUCCGAUAUAAUUCACGAACAUUUGAAUAUUGAAGGAGGACCGCAUACUGAAUUGUGUUGCAAAGCUUAUACUGAUUUUGGAUUGGCGAAGGAGAAAUCGGAUGUUUUGUAUUAUCAUUUGAUGAGUAAGACCAACAAAUUCUCGGAGUUUUUUAAACGGAUUUAUGUGGAAGAGCCGAUUUAUAAACAAUAUGAUUUUCGACCGCUGAUCACUAAAAUCAUCGGAAGAGCUACCAAAUAUUCGCUACUUCUUGAGACGAUUUUGAAAAAUGAGACACCAUUUAGUCAUGAAUUUGAUAUGACAACGAAAGCGUUGGAGACGGCGAGAAAGUUUGCGCAUAAAAUUGAUGAGAAUUUGUCGAUUGCGCAUAUGUCGAGAAAAUGGGAUGAGAUUAAGGCGAUGAUUGAGCCAUCGACGACGACUGGAUUGUUUGUGGCUGAUCCGGUUAUGCAACAGGAAUUGAUUCGACAUCAUUUUGAUGUGAGUUUGGACGGGGUGUUAAAAUUAAAAAAAAAACAUUUUAUUUCUUGCAAUUGUCAAAAAACUAUAUUUUUCCUAUUGUUUUCAAUUUUAACAAUUCAUUUUAUGGGGGAAAAAAAAGUUUUUUGACAAAAAAUUAUUUUACCCCUACUUUUGUGUAUUUUGCAUUAGUAUUGCUCAUAUUAAAAAUUCAAAAGUAAUUGUUUAACCUGAGUAAUGCCACAAUUUUACAGUACUUGGAUUUUUUCGUUUCCAAGCCCAGAAUUUUUAAGAAUACUUUUUAACCUGAGCAAUGCUACAAUUUUUCUAUAUUUUGCAUUUUUUCCACUUAAAAAUGUAAUAUCUUCUAAAAAAUUUCACCCCCUCCCCCCAGAUCCCCCUCUACAAAUACAUGUUCUUCCAGCUUGAAUCUCUGAACUCAAAUCCUGAUCGAAAACUGGUUCAUAUUGGAGAAGCCUACAUCAAAGUGGCGAAUGCUCCAACUGGCGGCGGAUAUUCAACAUCGUCCUCCAACUCUGGAAAAUCUGAAAAGAAUCCCGGAUAUCUUGUGCUCUUCGACGACAUCAUUGUUUUGUUGCAGAAAAAGGGAACUCGCUUCCAUUUUAUGCAAGAUCAAGGAGCGAUUCCUGUCAAAACUCUAUUGACUCGAACAUCGGCGCGUGGGCAAUCGAUUAUGUUGAUUUCGGGAGGAAAACCGAUUCUUUUUGAAAUAUCGUUCAACACAUCGGCUGAUCGUAAGAAAUGGGUUUCGUAUUUGGAAGCGGCGCCGAAGAAUGUGCCGAUUGAAGGGGUUCGAUUGUCGCAGAGUAAUGAAGAGGAAAUGUUGAGGAAGAGAGCGAUUCGACAAGAGGAAAUGGAAAAUCAAUGGCUUGAUAGGUUGAAUGCUAUUUAUCGUGAGUUUUUUUUUGUUGUUUUGGACAAUUUUAUGAGGUCAAAAUAUUUUUUUUUGAUCUUGGGCCGCUCAAAAAUCAAAAAUUCACCCCUUGCUCAUAUUAAAAGUUAAAAAAUAAUUAUUUAACAUGAGCAAUACUCCAAAACUUUUGAGAAAAUCAAAAAUUAACAUAACCUGAGCAAUCUUUUUUGAAUUAGUAUUGCUCAUAUUAAACUUCAAAACUUUUAAGAAAAUCAAAGAUUUGGUUUAACAUGAGCAAUACCUUCGUUUCCAGCCCAUAAUGUUUUUUGAUUACUUGACCUGAGCAAUGCCACAUUUUUUCUUUUUUUUUGCAAACGGAAAUUUUUCCUAACAUGAGCGAUGUGUAUUGAUUUAGUAUUGCUCAUAUUAAAGUCCAAAAUUUUUGAGAAAACGAAAAAUUUGGUUUAACAUGAGCAAUACUUUUUUAAUUAAAUGAAAAAAAUUGGAAAAAUAUGGUAAUUGAAUUUUUUUGUCAAAAAACUGUAAGUUUUUGAACCCCCUUUAUAUAUAAUUUUCCAGAAACUCGAUUUUCCGAAGAAGACAAACUCAGCCGAUAUCUCGAAUCUCGCCUCGAAUUCUUCGAUCUUGUUCGUGCUCAUAUGUCGAAUAUGCCAUUCAAAUCUCGUCAUGAUAUUUCGGAUCGAAUUCGAGAAGCUGUACGUGGAAAUUUCAAAGAACUCAAAAGAUCUCGAACAAUUCCAUUGAAUCGAUGUAAGACCCCUUUUUUUCAGAAUUUGUUUCAUUAAAUUUUAAUAUUUUCAGUGGUUGAUAUGAUGUCUGAUUCAAGAGACUCGGAUUUGUACUCGUUUUUCGAUGAAAAAGCGGAUUCGGCUGAUUUUGCUGACAAAUCGACGGAUUUGUCGGAUUCUGGAGAUUCGAGUUCGGGCGGAGAAUCGUCGUCGACGGGAAGAACGAAGCCGAGACGAAUUCAGACAUUCCACGGAACAUCGCAACCUGGAGCACCAAGUUCAUCAAGUGCUAUUGAUAGUGAGUUUUUGGUUCCCAAAAUAUCUAGAUCCCAAAAGUUUUGGGGUCUAGAUUGGAACUGAAAUUGAUCAGGAAAAAAAUAACUGAAAAUUUUUUUACCCAAAUUUUUGGUCAGUUCCAAUUUUUGUUCCAGAAAAAAAAAUUAGUUCUUAAACUCUACAAUCUGGAGGAUUUUUCAAUUUUAUCUCGAAAAUUACAGAAUUUUUUGAGUAUAAAAAAGCACUGGGAAUCGUUUUCUGUACAAAAAUUGAUUUGCAAUUUCAAAGAAGCAAAGUUGCUCUAACUCAAAUGUUCUUUUGUGUGUGUUUAUAUUUUCAUGAUGCAAUUUUAAUUUGUUUUUGACACAAAAAAAACAAAUUUUGAUCCAGAAAAUGUGAAAAAAGUUGUUUUUAUUUUUUUUUUGCUUCAGAAAAAAUUUUGGUUCAAAAUUCUACAAUAUGGAGGAUUUUUCAAUUUUAUCUCAAAAAUUACAGAAUUUUUUUUUGAGUAUAAAAAAACACUGGGAAUUUUUUCUGUACAAAAAUUCGGGUUGCAAUUUCAAAGAAGCAACGUUGCUCUAACUCAAAUUCAUUUUUUUUGUGUGGACUUUUCUCCUCACUUGUUUUCAUGAUGCAAUAAAAAAAUCUUUUUUUUUUUGAAAAACAAAAUUUGAUCCAGAAAAUCUCAAAAAAACUAUAUUUUCCAAUUUUUGCUAUUUUUCCACAAAAAAAGUUUUAAUUGCAAAAAAUCGAAAUUUUUUCAGAAAAUGGAAUUCGUCGACAUACAACAGUUCCACGAAUGAAUAGCGAUGCAAAUAGCAAAAGCGGAGAACGUGGUCAAAUUGAUGAAGAACAAGAGAUUGAAGGAUCGAGAGCAAGAGGAGAUUCAUUAAAUGAUCGAAAACAAUAUGAAGAAAUGAUGGCGAAAUUGCCAUUGAGACAGAGUUUGAAAGCGAGAAGAGCAUCGACGAGAUUGAUUAAAGAAGUGAUUUUAUUGCGAAAAGAUAAUCAUUUGUUGAGAAAUGAGAAUGCUUUGUGAGUUUUUUUUCUGGAAAUCAUAAUUGAAAACCUAAACUGUCCCAUUUUCAGAACAAAAUCUCGAUGUGCACUUCUUGAAAAAUGUCGUGGAACUGGAUCAUUGACCAAUUCAACCGCAUCUGCCAUCGAUGAAUCGAUGGAAAAAUUGCGAAAAAAGGAGAAGGAGCUGCGAGAGUUGCGAAAAGAAUUGAGCGCACAAAAAGAGGAGUUGGAUGAGAAGCAAAAAUCGAUUGAAUCGCAAGAGAUUGAGAUACAAACCAAAUGGAAUGCGCUGCAAUUGAGAUCGUCUGAACCGCCGACACCGCAACACGUCAGAUCCGGAUCUGCACAUUCGACUAUUUCAUCGCCGACAUCGUAUUCGAGAUCGUGAGUUUUCUUGGGGACUCUUUUAGAUUAGGGAAUUUCAGAACCCAUGGAAAUUCUUGAAUUUUGACGCCAAAAACCCACGUGGCAAAUUUAAAAAUUCUGAACUUCCUGAAAUUAAUUAAAAAUUUACUAGAUCAAAAUUUCAUCAGAAAUCCAAAAAAAAAAUCAAAUCCAGACUUAUGGGAUAUCAAAAUGCCCCGAAUUUCAUGAAAAAUUUGAAAUUUAACAUGAGCAAUGCUCUAAAUUUGAGGCUAAAAUUCAAUUUUUCAACAAAAAAAUUGGGGGAUUUUUUGGAAAAUUGAGUUUUGAGAAUUGUUCUGUAACUUUCAAAUUUCAAACAAAAAUGUAAACUUUCAAACUCAUGGAAAUUUGAAAAGUCUGAAAUUAAUUAAAAUUUUACUAGAUCAAAAUUUCAUCAGAAAUCGAAAACUAACAUGAGCAAUGCUCAAAAAUCAAUAAAGCGCUGAAAUUCUAUCAAAUCCAGGCUUAUGGCAUAUCAAAAUGCCCCGAAUUUCAUGUAAAAUUUGAAAAUUUUGAGCAAUGCUCAAAAUUUGAGACUAAAAUUCAAUUUUUCAACAAAAAAAUUGGGGGAUUUUUGGAAAAUUGAGUUUUGAGAAUUGUUCUGUAAACUUUUCAAAAUUUAGGAUGAAACAAAAUUACACGAUAUUUUAAUUUGUAAUUUUUUCCGCUCAAUUUUUUCAAAAAUAAAAAAGCCCUAAAUUCCUGAACUUGAAAAUUUUAAGAAAAAUCGAAGCUGAUGUGACAUUUGUGGUAGGUUUUAUGAAAAAUAAAUGUUGAUACUCACAAAGUUUCGAGUUACUAAAAAUUUAUGUUCAUUUUUAUAUGUUGCUUUUCACAUUUGUCUACGCCUAAAAUCUAAAAAAUUGUAUGUGCUCACAAUAAUCAUUUUUUAACCUAAAAAAGUCAAUCCGAAAAAUAGGAACCUUGGAAGAGAAGGCCUAGAAAUCCAAAGAUUUUCUCUUCCACGGCUCGUAUAUUUUUGGAUUGACACUAAAAUGUCCCUGUUUAAAAAAUAUAUUAUUGCAGAACUCUUCUUCCAACAACUCCGACAAACAAUUGCACUAAUCAAAAUAUUGAAUGGUCGCCGGUUUUAACCAGUCUUGCCACGAAAAUUGAAUCGAAAAAAGUUGGCGCGAAAAAGACUUAG
Caenorhabditis angaria is the source of this 9517-nucleotide messenger RNA. Lineage: Eukaryota; Metazoa; Nematoda; Chromadorea; Rhabditida; Rhabditidae. The record is from the annotation of a GenBank genome assembly.